GCGGAUGGUGCGGAGCCGGCUCCGCGGUGCUCACACCACGUCUCUGGUUGCAGGCCGCCGGGACCAGCGCCGCGCUGCCAUGUCCGGGAGACUGUGGUCCAAGGCCACUUUUGCUGGCUAUAAGCGAGGCCUUCGAAACCAGAGGGAGCACACAGCCCUUCUAAAAAUUGAAGGCGUUUACGCCCGCCAAGAGACUGAAUUCUACUUGGGCAAGAGAUGUGCGUAUGUUUACAAAGCUAAAAACAACACCGUAACUCCUGGUGGCAAGCCCAACAGAACACGAGUCAUCUGGGGGAAGGUGACCCGUGCCCAUGGAAACAGCGGCAUGGUUCGUGCCAAGUUCCGCUCCAACCUUCCAGCCAAGGCCAUUGGUCACAGAAUCAGAGUGAUGCUGUAUCCAUCAAGGAUCUAAAAUUUUAUUGAGAAUAAAAUGUAGAGUCUGUUCCAUUUUUGUA
Gavialis gangeticus (Gharial) is the source of this 455-nucleotide messenger RNA. It is a transcript of the gene RPL35A, whose product is annotated as ribosomal protein L35a. The transcript has 4 exons. The record is from RefSeq and is a predicted model, not a curated record. Gene Ontology annotation, biological process: ribosomal large subunit biogenesis; cytoplasmic translation. Gene Ontology annotation, molecular function: structural constituent of ribosome. Gene Ontology annotation, cellular component: ribosome; cytosolic large ribosomal subunit. NCBI's taxonomy places the organism in Eukaryota, Metazoa, Chordata, Crocodylia, Gavialidae. The coding region runs from base 5 to 412 and encodes 135 amino acids.